UUAAAGAAUAAGCAGCAAGCCAAAGAAACGGUGACAUCCAGCUCGAGCUUCUCGUUGAUCACGUGUUGGUGACGUCAGAGCAGGCGGGCUCACCUCGGACACGCACCCCCGCGCAUGCGUAGUGCGCAGGUGGACUCUGGCUCCUCUCCAGCGAGCCGCUGUGUUGUCUCCGUGUCUCCAGGAGAAAUGCUGAGACUGUUGGUGAAGCAGCAAGUCGACGCGGUCGUUGAAGAGGCUUUUGUGCUGUUGGACACAUUAACAGCAGCUUAUGAGGACACCGCGUCUCGUCUCGGAGAACAUGAGCUACACACAUCAGAUGUUCCCCUUGAGGGCCUGGACCAGGACCCGGAGGACCCGGAGCCCCUCCACAUGAAAGAGGAGCCGGAGCCCCUCCACAUAAAAGAGGAGCCGGAGCCCCUCCACGUAAAAGAGGAGCCGGAGCCCCUCCACAUGAAAGAGGAGCCGGAGCCCCUCCACAUAAAAGAGGAGCCCGAGCCCCUCCACAUAAAAGACCUGCAGGAUCUCUGGACCCGUCUAGAGGGAGAUCAGCUCAUUGUGCUGCAGGAGGCCGAUAUCGCCAAGUUCUCAUCCAUUGUUGUUACUUUGAAGAGUGAAGAUGACGAACCUCAGACCUCACAGCUUCAUCAAAGCCAGACGGAGGACGACAGAGAGGCGGAGCCUCCUGUCGGCAGCUCAGCUACACGAAUAGAAACAGAAACUGAUGGUGAGGACUGUGGGGGAUCAGGACCAGCCUGGAACCUAAAUCCACUUUGUCUUUCACAUCCAAAUGCUGUUGAUGAAAAGGCUUCAGGAUCUUCUGACACUGAAGUCAUUCAUGGUGAUUGGCAAGAACCGUUGGCAGCUUCUGGACCUGAAUGUGAAGACGGGGAUGAUAUCUGGAAGGAGACCAGGGAAUCCUUCAGCUUCUUCAAGUGUAGUAAACGGUGUUACCACAAGGGGUUUCUGCAGACACACAUGAGGUGUCAUUUUGGAAAAAUAUCCUCCAGCUAUUUGGUUAGAAAGAAAUGUUUUAGAGAGAAGCUAAAGAAAGAAUCACGGCCAAGAGGUCUAACAGGAGAGAAACCAUUCAGUUGUGAUGUUUGUGGGAUGAAAUGUACAACCCAGGGAUCUCUGAAGAUUCACAUGGAAGUACACACAGGAGAAAAACCAUUCAGUUGUGAUGUGUGUGAGAAAAGAUUUACACAAAAAGGACGUGUGACGAGACACAUGAGAGUCCACACAAGAGAGAAACCAUUCAGUUGUGAUGUUUGUGGGAAAAGAUUUACAGUCCAGGGACGUGUGAAGAAACACAUGAGAGUCCACACAGGAGAGAAACCAUUCAGUUGUGAUGUUUGUGGGAAAAGAUUUACACGACAGGGAAGUGUGAAGAUACACAUGAGAGUCCACACAGGAGAGAAACCAUUCAGUUGUGAUGUUUGUGGGAAAAGAUUUACAGUACAGGGGAGUGUGAAGAUACACAUGAGAGUCCACACAGGAGAGAAACCAUUCAGUUGUGAUGUUUGUGGGAAAAGAUUUACAGGACAGGGAAGUGUGAAGAUACACAUGAGAGUCCACACAGGAGAAACACCAUUCAGUUGUGAUGUUUGUGGGAAAAGAUUUAGACAACAGUGGAGCGUGAAGUCACACAUGAGAGUCCACACAGGAGAGAAAGCAUUCAGUUGUGAUGUUUGUGGGAAAAGAUUUACAGAACGGGGACAUCUGAAGUCACACAUGAUUGUCCACACAGGAGAGAAACCAUUCAUUUGUGAUGUUUGUGGGAAAAGAUUCACACAACAGGGAGGUGUCAAGAUACACAUGAGAGUCCACACAGGAGAGAACAUUUGAAAUCAAUGUAAAUGUUUCAAAUGCAAUUUGUUUCUGAAUGAGAUGGAGGGCAAAGUGUUUGUUCAACAGCUGAUGAAUCUUUUAAAUAACAAUGACAACAUAUUGUUUGUCUUUGAAAUAAAUGUAAAUGUUUCAAAUGCAAUUUGUUUCUGAAUGAGAUGGAGGGCAAAGUGUUUGUUCAACAGCUGAUGAAUCUUUUAAAUAACAAUGACAACAUAUUGUUUGUCUAUGAUGGAGGAAACAAAACACUGUAAGAAUAUAUCUUUAUUUAAAAUUAAGGCUGUCAGCGUUAACGCGUUAAUCUAUGCGAUUAAUUUGGCCGUGUUAACGCACAAAAAUAUUUUAACGCAAUUAACGCAACUUUGUUUACUUCCGGUGUGCCUUGAAGUUUUCACUCCUGAGUGUCAAACCGCGGCAGUACGGUUUGACACUGUUUCCGUUUUUAAAACAAUUAUUUCUCUGAAAAUAAGGAGCAGAAAUCAGUUUAAACUCGUGGAUGAAUCAGUCGGGUUUCCUCCUCCGCUCCUUCCUCCCGUCUCCCCCUCUGAUACACAGAGGACCGAUGUGUCGGAUGACGCGGCGCGGAAAUAACUCGUGACACGAAACCUUCACCGUGAUUUGUCAAUCCGUUUGUCUGUCAACAUUUUGCGAAAAAAACAACCAAUGAACACUCAGUAAAUCACAAAGGACCUCCCACCUCACAGGUAAGGCUCAUUAGCAGCCUGUCAGUCAGAGAACCAGAGAACACGGCGUGAGGACAACUGAGCCUCAUUGAAUAGAGAUAAGAUUGUUCUGGAAUAUUUGAUGUAUAACACGUGCGUAUGUGUCAUAUGCAAAAGCCUUUAAAAGGUGAAUUUACAUUUUUUUGUAAAAUGGAGAAAAUGAGCCCAGCCUCCAGAGGGUGAACGUGACAUAUUUGAAUGCCAGUCAGUUACCAAGGCCACUGGUUCUGCUGCUGUUCAAUGUUAAAGAUGACAGGACCAAUGGGGUCUCAAUAUAUAUAUAUUUUUUACUAAUCUGGAUGUUUCACUGAAGAAACAAUUUAUCAUCCACAAUAUUAAAUACCUCGCUGGCACUUUAUAGGUAGGAGCCUCUUUGAAAACACAGCUCUGUGUGAAGUUUUGUCUUUAAAAAGCAGGAAGAAAAACUUGUAAUCGCGAUUAAUGAAUUUUAAAAUGUGCGAUUAAUUAGUUAAUUUUUUUAAAUCGAUUGACAACCCUAUUUAAAAUGCAUAAUUCUUUGUAAUGCUUAUAAAUCUACAUGUGGACUCGGCCCUGUUACGGCUGAGUGUCGGCUGACUGCUGUGGUCCGGCUUGAUGCGGCUACAUGUGAGCCAGCUUUGGCCUCUUUUAUUUUAGCCAUAUAUAUUGUAAGAGCCACAAGUGUGUUUUUAGUAAAUUGAAAUUUCAGAAUUGUUUAUAAUUUAAUAUUCAAAAUUAUGCUCACGGUGUAGGAACUAUAGGUGAAAUAUAUUGAAAGAUGUUUAUGUUAAUGACUGAUGCUCGAGUCAGGUGAUUUAAUGACGUCAUGACGGCAGCAGGUGUAAGGAAAGAGCCGCAUAUAUAUAAUGUGUGUGUAUUCUGUUUUUCUAGAAAUGUAACAAUCUAAAGUUGUGACUCUAGUCCUGCUUACUGUGUAUUUGGUGUCAUUAGAUAAACAACAUACACUCCGA
This is a messenger RNA of Pseudoliparis swirei, 3517 nucleotides long. RefSeq names its product gastrula zinc finger protein XlCGF57.1-like. Bases 115 to 1845 code for a protein of 576 amino acids. Gene Ontology annotation, molecular function: RNA polymerase II cis-regulatory region sequence-specific DNA binding; DNA-binding transcription factor activity. NCBI's taxonomy places the organism in Eukaryota, Metazoa, Chordata, Actinopteri, Perciformes, Liparidae. The record is from RefSeq and is a predicted model, not a curated record. Gene Ontology annotation, biological process: regulation of transcription by RNA polymerase II. The transcript has 2 exons.